Molecule: messenger RNA, 1019 nt
Organism: Fragaria vesca subsp. vesca
Lineage: Eukaryota; Viridiplantae; Streptophyta; Magnoliopsida; Rosales; Rosaceae
Product: peptidyl-tRNA hydrolase ICT1, mitochondrial-like
Exons: 8
Coding region: 64-723 (219 amino acids)
Biological process (GO): translational termination
Molecular function (GO): translation release factor activity
Source: RefSeq, a predicted model, not a curated record
UUAGUUUGUUAUAAGCCACAGUAUUCACCAGGAAAAUCGAAGCGCACACUCUUCACAGCAACAAUGGCGCUAGUUCUGAGAGCAACAACCAACAUGAUGCUCAGGCAUUUCACUCAGCCAUCCAUGUCCUUUUUACCGUCAAGCCCCACCGCUCUGCUCCGCUCCACCGCCGGAAUCAGCAUCCGGUGCGCCGCGUCCAGCUCCGGCGUCGGCGGGAACAAGGUCUCCGCUCGGCUCUCUCAGGUCAACCAGCUCUUGCGAGAAGCCGAGGAGCGUGCUUCCUCCAACGAUGGCCUCCCCGCACCUAAAAUCACGUUAGAUCAUGUAACUGUGAGUUUUGCAAGAAGUGGAGGACCUGGAGGACAGAAUGUGAACAAAUUGAACACCAAAGUGGACAUGCGGUUCAAUGUUAAAAAUGCGUAUUGGCUGAGUGACAGGAUCAAGGAGAGGAUUUUGCAAAUGGAGAAGAAUCGAAUCAACAAGGAUGGAGAGCUUGUGAUUUCUUCAACCAGGACUCGUACACAGAAGGGUAACAUUGAAGAUGCUCUGGAGAAACUUCAGGCAAUUAUUGAUGCUGCUUCAUAUGUUCCACCUCCUCCCUCAGAAGAGCAAAAGAAGAAGAUCGCUAAAAUGGCUGCUAUUGGAGAACAGAAACGCCUCAAAAGCAAGAAGGUACUUUCAGACAAGAAGGCAUUUAGAAGAACUCGUGACAGUUGGGACUGACUGUUCCAUGCUGUGUGGUCCUCUUAAUAACUGGAGUUUGUAUAUAGGCUAAACCCAUUUUAAUUCCAAGAUUAUACGGAGAAACAAUUCAAGUGAUGGAGAUACAAAUCAAGAGUUAGGAAUACUUCCAUGAGUAAUGUUGAAAAUACCAGUUGUUCAACGGAAAAGUUUCUUUUGAUGUAAGAUGACUAUUGCUAUAAGGUUCUUAAGCAGCGAACAGGAUGAUAGUUAUUGGUUGUACUUGCUCUGAUCUACCUCUUUUGUUACAUUGAUGGAGAAUCAAUGUUAUAGGCUUU